Molecule: messenger RNA, 591 nt
Organism: Penaeus indicus
Lineage: Eukaryota; Metazoa; Arthropoda; Malacostraca; Decapoda; Penaeidae
Exons: 3
Coding region: 130-444 (104 amino acids)
Source: RefSeq, a predicted model, not a curated record
UCCAAAUUAUCCUGGGGGAUUCCUAAAACAAUUUCGAGGCGGGAGGGAGCGUUCGUAUAAAAGCGCGGGCACUUUCCAGCUGGAGUCAGUUCUCUCCUGGAAAACCCACUGAGAAAAUACCACUGCACAAUGAUGAGCCGCAACUUCUUCGUGCUUCUCCUGGCCUCCCUGGCCUUCCUGGCGCUGGCGCUGGCCAGCCCCUUGCCCGAGGCCGAGGCUGCGGCUGCCGCUGCACCCGAAGCCGAUGCCAAGGCUGAUCCUCGGAGGAGGUUCUUUGGUGGUUUCGGCCAUGGAGGUUUCGGCCAUGGUGGUUUCGGCCAUGGUGGUUUCGGCCAUGGUGGUUUCGGCCAUGGUGGUUUUGGCGGCUUCGGCCAUGGUUUUGGACAUGGAUUCGGCGGCCACCACCACCACCACCAUGGUUUUGGCCAUGGCUUCUUCGGGUAAACCAGGUUGGAGAGCUGCCGAAUGCUUUCGGACUUCGCAGAUCACAUGGUCAUCCGCCGGGACGUGAAAACACCACAUUUCGUCGCUACAAACAUCUCCGGUUGACACUUACAAUAAAUCUAUAAAUGGAAAACCAAUAAUCUUAAA